This is a messenger RNA of Globicephala melas (long-finned pilot whale), 4483 nucleotides long. It is a transcript of the gene GIGYF2, whose product is annotated as GRB10 interacting GYF protein 2. The record is from RefSeq and is a predicted model, not a curated record. Gene Ontology annotation, cellular component: vesicle; proximal dendrite; perikaryon. Lineage: Eukaryota; Metazoa; Chordata; Mammalia; Artiodactyla; Delphinidae. Gene Ontology annotation, biological process: insulin-like growth factor receptor signaling pathway. Gene Ontology annotation, molecular function: protein binding.
CGCUGUCACGUGACGUGCGUGGGGACGUGUCGGCCAUCUUGUGUUGUUGAGGCUGAGGACUGACUUGGGUUCUGAGAGACUCCCUGUCCCGGACCGCAGUGUUAAAAGGACCUGAAUAAAGUCUGCUCAAACCUCCUGCUGUGAACCAGCAGAACUUUUGAACCAGGUUUCUCCUCAAAUAAAAAUCUAUUGUAAACAUACGGAAAAGAAUGGCAGCGGAAACGCAGACGCUGAACUUCGGGCCCGAAUGGCUCCGAGCUCUGUCCAGUGGUGGGAGUAUUACAUCCCCUCCUCUUUCUCCAGCAUUGCCGAAGUAUAAAUUAGCAGACUAUCGUUAUGGCAGAGAAGAAAUGUUAGCACUUUUCCUUAAAGACAACAAGAUACCUUCAGACCUUCUGGAUAAAGAAUUUCUGCCUAUCCUACAGGAGGAACCCCUGCCGCCGUUGGCUCUUGUACCCUUUACAGAAGAAGAACAGAGAAACUUUUCCAUGUCUGUAAACAGUGCUGCUGUCCUGCGACUGACAGGACGAGGAGGAGGAGGCACAGUGGUGGGGGCUCCUAGAGGUCGGAGUUCUUCAAGAGGGCGAGGCAGAGGCAGAGGUGAAUGUGGUUUCUACCAAAGAAGCUUUGAUGAAGUAGAGGGUGUGUUUGGUCGAGGAGGUGGCAGGGAAAUGCAUAGGUCGCAGAGCUGGGAGGAAAGGGGUGAUAGACGUUUUGAAAAACCAGGGCGAAAAGAUGUAGGGAGACCAAAUUUUGAGGAAGGUGGGCCAACAUCAGUGGGAAGAAAGCAUGAAUUUAUACGAUCAGAAAGUGAAAAUUGGCGUAUUUUUAGAGAGGAACAGAAUGGAGAAGAUGAAGAUGGAGGUUGGCGACUAGCUGGAUCAAGGAGGGAUGGAGAGAGGUGGCGACCUCACAGUCCUGAUGGCCCUCGUUCUGCAGGCUGGCGGGAACACAUGGAACGACGGCGAAGGUUUGAGUUUGACUUUCGAGAUCGGGAUGAUGAACGGGGUUACCGAAGGGUGCGCUCUGGCAGUGGAAGCAUAGAUGAUGACAGGGAUAGCUUGCCUGAAUGGUGCUUAGAGGAUGCUGAAGAAGAAAUGGGCACAUUUGACUCAUCUGGAGCAUUCCUGUCUCUAAAGAAAGUACAGAAAGAGCCUAUCCCAGAAGAGCAGGAGAUGGACUUCCGGCCUGUAGAAGAAGGGGAGGAAUGCUCUGACUCUGAAGGUAGCCAUAAUGAAGAAGCCAAAGAACCCGAUAAGACAAAUAAGAAGGAAGGAGAAAAGACAGACAGAGUAGGAGUUGAAGCUAGUGAGGAAACCCCCCAAACCUCCACCUCAUCUGCUAGACCAGGCACUCCUUCAGACCAUCAGCCUCAGGAGGCACCACAGUUUGAGAGGAAAGAGGAACCCAAAACUGAGCAAAUGGAAAAAGCUGAAGAAGAGAGUCGGACAGAAAAUAGUCUAUCAACCAAAGUACCCAGCAGGGGGGACGAAAUGGUUCCUGGUGUCCAGCAGCCCCUGUCACAGAUUCCUUCAGAUACAGCCUCUCCUCUUCUCAUCCUUCCACCUCCUGUUCCCAAUCCUAGUCCUGCCCUCCGGCCAGUUGAAACACCGGUCGUAGGUGCUCCUGGUAUGGGCAGUGUUUCCACAGAGCCAGAUGAUGAAGAGGGUCUCAAACAUUUGGAGCAGCAAGCUGAGAAGAUGGUGGCUUAUCUACAAGACAGUGCACUAGAUGAUGAGAGACUGGCAUCAAAACUGCAAGAGCACAGAGCUAAGGGAGUCUCAAUUCCAUUGAUGCAUGAAGCAAUGCAGAAGUGGUAUUACAAAGAUCCUCAGGGAGAAAUUCAAGGUCCCUUCAAUAAUCAGGAGAUGGCGGAAUGGUUUCAGGCGGGCUAUUUCACUAUGUCUUUGUUGGUGAAGAGAGCAUGUGAUGAAAGCUUCCAACCUCUUGGUGAUAUCAUGAAAAUGUGGGGAAGGGUUCCUUUCUCUCCUGGACCAGCUCCCCCUCCUCAUAUGGGGCUGAGCCUCAGUCAGACCCACUUAAGGGGAAAAUCCAUGGGAAGCUCUGCUUCCUGUCAGGGAGAGUUGGACCAGGAACGACUGACCAGGCAGCAGGAACUCACAGCCUUAUACCAGAUGCAGCACCUCCAGUAUCAGCAGUUCUUAAUACAACAACAAUAUGCACAAGUUCUGGCUCAACAACAGAAAGCAGCACUGUCUUCCCAGCAGCAGCAACAGUUGGCACUUCUUCUCCAACAGUUCCAGGCACUAAAGAUGAGAAUAUCUGAUCAGAACGUCAUUCCCUCAGUAACUAGGUCUGUGUCAGUGCCAGAUACUGGUUCUAUCUGGGAACUCCAGCCAACAGCCUCACAGCCUACAGUUUGGGAAGGUGGUAGCGUAUGGGAUCUUCCCCUGGACACCACCACUCCGGGACCUGCCCUUGAACAGCUUCAGCAGAUGGAGAAGGCCAAGGCUGCAAAGCUAGAGCAGGAGAGAAGAGAGGCAGAAAUGAGGGCAAAACGGGAAGAGGAGGAUCGAAAGAGGCAAGAAGAACUCCGGAGACAACAGGAGGAAAUUCUUCGGAGACAGCAGGAGGAAGAAAGGAAAAGGCGCGAGGAAGAAGAGCUUGCCCGAAGGAAACAGGAGGAGGCUCUGCGACGCCAGAGGGAGCAGGAAAUUGCAUUACGGCGACAACGAGAAGAGGAAGAAAGACAGCAGCAAGAAGAAGCUCUUAGAAGACUGGAGGAAAGGAGAAGAGAAGAGGAAGAAAGGCGGAAGCAGGAAGAAUUGUUACGCAAGCAGGAAGAGGAGGCUGCGAAAUGGGCCCGGGAAGAAGAAGAAGCCCAGCGUCGAUUAGAGGAGAACCGGCUGCGAAUGGAAGAGGAGGCAGCCAGACUCCGGCACGAGGAGGAGGAACGGAAGAGGAAAGAGCUGGAGCUCCAGCGGCAGAAGGAGUUAAUGCGCCAGAGGCAGCAGCAGCAAGAGGCUCUCCGGAGGUUGCAGCAGCAACAGCAGCAGCAACAGCUGGCGCAGAUGAAGCUUCCCUCUUCUUCAACAUGGGGCCAGCAGUCCAAUACGACAGCAUGUCAGUCCCAGGCAACACUAUCAUUGGCUGAAAUCCAAAAACUAGAAGAGGAACGAGAACGGCAACUUCGAGAGGAGCAGAGGCGCCAGCAGAGGGAAUUGAUGAAAGCUCUCCAGCAGCAGCAACAGCAGCAACAGCAGAAACUCUCAGGGUGGGGGAAUGUCAGCAAACCCGCAGGUACUGCAAAGUCCCUUCUGGAGAUACAACAGGAAGAAGCCAGGCAAAUGCAGAAGCAGCAGCAGCAACAGCAGCAGCACCAGCAACCCAGCAGAGCCCGGAAUAAUCCGCAUUCCAACCUGCACACCAGCCUUGGGAAUUCUGUCUGGGGCUCUAUAAAUGCUGGUCCCCCUAACCAGUGGGCAUCUGACCUAGUCAGUAGUAUCUGGAGUAAUGCUGACACUAAAAAUUCCAACAUGGGAUUCUGGGAUGAUGCAGUGAAAGAGGUGGGACCCAGGAAUUCAACAAACAAAAAUAAAAACGCCAGUCUCAGUAAAUCUGUAGGUGUGUCUAACCGGCAGAAUAAGAAAGUAGAAGAAGAAGAAAAAUUGCUGAAGCUCUUUCAGGGAGUAAAUAAAGCCCAAGAUGGAUUUACCCAGUGGUGUGAACAGAUGCUUCAUGCCCUUAAUACGGCAAAUAACUUGGAUGUUCCCACAUUUGUUUCUUUCCUGAAAGAAGUAGAAUCUCCUUAUGAGGUCCAUGAUUACAUUAGGGCCUAUUUAGGAGAUACCUCUGAGGCCAAGGAGUUUGCCAAGCAGUUCCUGGAGCGCCGCGCCAAACAGAAAGCCAGCCAGCGGCAGCCGCAGCAGCAACAGCCGCCGCCGCAGCAGCAGGACUCUGUGUGGGGGAUGAACCACAGUGCACUCCAUUCAGUAUUUCAGACCAAUCAAAGCAACAACCAACAGUCUAAUUUUGAAGCUGUACAAAGUGGCAAGAAGAAGAAAAAGCAGAAGAUGGUCCGAGCAGAUCCCAGUUUAUUAGGGUUUUCAGUCAAUGCUUCAUCGGAGCGACUCAAUAUGGGUGAAAUCGAGACUUUGGAUGACUACUGAGCACCUGCCAGAGCGGACUGGCCUUCCCUCUUUCCUCUGCUGACCAUGGAUUCUGCACCUUUGGACACGACACUUACUCACCAUAUACUCUUUAUCACUGCAACAAAUCACAGAACCGAUCAUCUCAGGCUUUUUCUUCCAGCCCUUUGUGUCCACGAUUCUUUAAACCAUUUUUGUUGGUGAGCAUCUCAGACUGUGGAUAAGUGGACCAGACCCUGUGUCUUGGGGGUGGCAGUUGGGAUUACUCCCCAACAAGGCUGAUUUUGGGCAGACGUGUUUACUGUGCCGUGAUUUCACCUACUGUCUCCCAGAAAGUGUGUUGGGAUCUGCCAAUAGCAAUUUACUUUCUCUUG